Carassius carassius (crucian carp) is the source of this 2924-nucleotide messenger RNA. RefSeq names its product protein MCM10 homolog. Lineage: Eukaryota; Metazoa; Chordata; Actinopteri; Cypriniformes; Cyprinidae. Gene Ontology annotation, cellular component: replication fork protection complex; nucleus. The record is from RefSeq and is a predicted model, not a curated record. Gene Ontology annotation, molecular function: DNA replication origin binding; single-stranded DNA binding. Gene Ontology annotation, biological process: DNA replication initiation; DNA replication. The transcript is spliced from 18 exons. Bases 154 to 2658 code for a protein of 834 amino acids.
CUACUGGGAAAGUGACGUAGUUCCGGCGGGGUCCUGACUAUUAAACACUUUUCGCGCCAACAUUGAAAGAGCAGCUCCGCGUCUGGUCCAGCGCAACAAUAUUAAAAAUCGCUUUCAUUGAAAAACAAAGCGAAGUAAAGCUAUCGAAUCAAAAUGACAGAGGAGGAGAAUCUGGACAUGUUGCUGUCUUUAUUUGCGGAGAGUGAGGGACAGGAACAGGAGACUCCGGCCGCUGGAGAGGGCAGUGACAAUCUGGACGACCUCUUCGAUGAGGAUGAUGAUGGUGAUCCCUAUAUUGAGCCGGAGGAGGAAGGUGAAGAUGAUGUGGCGCCUGGGAACUCCAGCUCAGCUGAAGGGGACAGUGACUUGAAUAAGUCCAAGGAAGAUCUGGAAGCCGAGCUGAAAUUAAUGCAGCAGAAGAUGCAAAAACUACAGCAGCAGCUGGAGGCCUCGCAGAAAACCACACAGCCUGAAAACAAACCCUCCGUCCAGAGACAGACAAGCACUAAGUCCUUAACAGUACCUCAGGGGGGUUUGAAAACUCCCCCACCAACAGGACGGGACAGCGAUUGCUCUCCUCCAUCAGAUGUCACAGCAAAGCUGAAAAACAAGCAGAGGACGGCCCACCACACCAAAGCAGCCACUUCAGUAAGCCGGCCUUCUUCUGGCCAGAGUAUGAUCGACUUGCCAUCUCAGCCAGUAAGAGACGCUACGAAAGUAAGCCGCACGUUGAAGUCUCCGCCCCCUCUCAAGACUCCUCCCACUGUGUGUCAGGCCACGCCCCGUCAAUCGGUCAGUCAAGAGGUUGCCGUGGAGAAGUUCUCAGGUCUCAGACUCAGGAAACCACGCUUGGCUUCCAUAGACAUUGAGCAAAAAAUGGCCAACCGCAGACUGAUCAAGCUCUCUCAGUUGCCCGAUCGACUGGCCAGGGACAAUUUAGAGAACAGCGACUGGGUCACUUUCGCAGUGCUGAUAAAUAAAAUCACCCCACAGAGCAAAAACAAUGGGAAAACCUUCAGCAUCUGGAAGCUGAACGAUCUUCAUAAUUUGGAAGUGAAUGUGUCUCUCUUCCUGUUCGGGUCUGUUCACACGGAUCUGUGGAAGACUGACACUGGGACAGUGAUUGGCAUCCUCAAUCCCAACCCAAUGAAGAACAAGGAUGGUUCCAGUGAGCUCUGCCUGACAGUGGAUCACCCACAGAAGGUCCUUAUAGUGGGAGAAGCCAUGGACUUUGGCACUUGCAAGGCUAAAAAGAAGAAUGGAGACUCUUGCACUCAGCUAGUCAACUUAUAUGAAUGCCAGUACUGCCAGUACCACGUUAAAGCCCAGUACAAGAAAAUUAGCUCGAAAAGGGCAGAGCUUCAGUCCAGCUUCACAGGCUCCGCCCCUGGCAAAGGAAGGGGGCGGGGUAGUUUGAAGGAGCGCCUGUGCAAAUCUGACUUCCACUACGGGGGCAUGUCCUCACUCGCCUGUGCGCCCUCAAUGUCUGCCCCACAGCCAAAGAAACAACCCACUAUACAGUCUGUUUUGGCAUCCAUCCCAACAAAGAAACUUGUUCUGGAUUCAGGUGAGGUGUCGGGCUGUUCAGAUGACUUCAGAGGCCUGAUAUCUAUGCCGACACCUGGAGCGCUUAAUAUUAAAAAGCAUUUAGGACAAGCCAAGAAUACAGCUGUUGCAGGAUCUUCAGUUCAGUCUAUAUCUGCGUCUGAUCUUCUCAAGCAGCAGAAAGAAGAGCUUCAGCAGAGAAUAUUGGCUCGAAAGAAGAGGGCGGAAGAGAUUCAGAAGAGGGUGCUCCAGAGUAGUGCUCCAUCUCGGCCAAAUGUAAGCAGGGGUCCCUUGCUCUCCCCGAAAGCAGCCUCGCAGGUUCCGAAAGGGUCACCUGGCCUCACGUCUUGUCUCUCAGGCCCUCCUGUGCCCACUCUAGGCCGUGGCUUUUCAGAAGGAGAAGACAUCUUCCUUGAUACAUCUCCACCUUCAUCAAAGAGCUUCUCUGCCACAAAGUUGGCGGCAGUGAGGAAACUCCAAGCUAAAGGCUCAAUAAUCGUUAAAGAUGACCCGAAUGCUGUAAAACGCAAGCGAACCAACGGUGAUGACAUCACAGAGCGAGUGGCGCGUAGUCUCUCCACACCUACAGUAUCAGAUGAAAAUUCAGUUGGUGAGGAGGAGGAGCCAGCUCAGAAAAAGAGGCGGGAACAGCAAGAGUAUAUCCAAUCGAAGGAGUUUCAGCGUAUCCUCAACGCCAAGUCCUCAAACUCAUGGAUGAUGGGAGAGAUUGAGGAAAGGGCCAUGCAGGAGUAUUUUGAGCCGCUGGUGCAAAAAGAGAAGAUGGAGGAGAAGAUGAGGAGCAUCCGGGAGAUGAAGUGUCGAGCCGUCACCUGCAGAACCUGUAAAUACACCCACUUUAAACCAGCGGACCGCUGUGUGGAAGAGAAACACGACUACCAAUGGCACGACGCCGUCAAACGCUUCUUCAAAUGCCCCUGUGGCCAGAGAAAGAUCUGCCUGGCACGGAUGCCACAUGGAGCCUGCAGCCAUUGUGGCCUUUUUAAGUGGGAAAGAGAUGGCAUGUUAAAGGAGAAAAAGGGACCCAAAAUAGGAGGGGAACUACUGUUGCCACGUGGAGAGGAACAGUCCAAGUUCCUCAACAGUUUAAAGUAGAGUCAGCUGUCCCGUGUGCAGCCUGAGCCCAGUUUGACACGGAAGAGGACGCUUGGAUCAUGUCUUCAGAAUCAGAAAGGGGCUUCAGCGAUAUAUUUGGUCGAUGUUAAAUGUCAUUUUAGUGCUUGUAUGCGGCCUAUAAAUGUUUUAAGUUAAGCUAUCAAGUCUUUUUAAAUGUAAAUAUUCUUAUGUACUGUUAUUUUAAUUCUAAACUUUUAUAUCAACCAUGUGAAGUGGCACAUCUGAAUUAAACCAUACUGAGUGAA